AAGAGAUGACGCUCCCAUCUACUCAUACCUAAUCAAUGAGUUAACUCAUGACAUGCACCGAGCAUUGGGUGUCCCUCCUCAUAAACACCAGCACGCAAUCAUCAAUGCAGAGAGAGAGAGAGAGAGAGAGAGAGAGAGAGAGAGAGAGAGAGUCGAAGGAAGGAAGCUGGUGGUAUUGAAUGAGUUAGGCUUCCACGGUUUUGAGCAUUCACCCGCUUGGGUUCUGCGGUGUUUUUCAGGUGGCGGGUGUUAUUUCUCCCAUUAAAUGAAGCUGGCUUUGAAUGGGUUUCAAAUCUUACGGUCUUCUUCUGUCGGGACUCGGAAGGGAAGGAUUUAGUUUCAUCAGGAAGUGAGAGACUCGAGUGUUAUCAGACUUGCUUUUUCGCUGCCUAUAUAAGAAGCUGCUGAAGUAUUUAAGCAUGUCUACCAUUGCUGUGGACUUCCCUGUGGUGAGUUCUUCUCUCUUCUCCUUCCUUCUCCACAGUUAUGAACGCUUCCCAACUCCCUGGGGAUGUAGAAGAAUGUAGCAGCUGCGAGUCUGGAUGGACCAAGUAUCUUUCUUCCCCUGCGCAUGAUGAUGACGGAAGUGAGGUGGAAUCUGUUGUCGGGGAUGCUGGUGAAGACACAGGUCACGAGAGCAAGGAGAGUGAUGAUGACUCCAUGGCUUCUGAUGCUUCCACUGGUUUGAUACAGAGCAAGGAUUCAGACGGCAUGGUUCACUCCAAGUGUAAUGAUGAUGAUGAUGAUGAUGAUGAUGAUGAUGAUGGAUUCAGGAACAAGAAGCAGACUCAGUGUUCUUCCCACUCCAACAAGCAAUUCUGUAAGGUGGAGGAAGCCAGAAGUGAAAGAGAAGAUUUUGCUGCUCUACAUAGCAACUCCAAAGCAAGAAAGAAAAAGUUGAAGUAAUUGGUUUGCAGGCAGGUGAGAGGACUGGUGUUUGAUAGUCCAUGAUGAACAGUUUACCUUGCUGUAGGAAUAAUUUGAUGGAAAUGGAGGCCGGAAUCUGAAACCCAUGUGUUGUUUGUUGAACAGUGUUGGUAUCAGCAUCAACAUGUCUGCAUGGCAUUUGAACUUGCAAUGCUGGUCUAUAUGUUUAGGCUUCUUCUUCUUCUUUUUCUUGAAGGGAAUUUAUGCUCAUCUUCUUCUCCAAGUAGAGUUGAGAGGCUAUCAUCAUGCAGUUGCUGGUAACCCCCCCUUUUCUUUUUCUUCAGUAAAAUGAAAAUUCACUUAAA
Molecule: messenger RNA, 1232 nt
Organism: Musa acuminata subsp. malaccensis (wild Malaysian banana)
Lineage: Eukaryota; Viridiplantae; Streptophyta; Magnoliopsida; Zingiberales; Musaceae
Source: RefSeq, a predicted model, not a curated record